AUGAAAUUUUUUAGCAUUUUAGCGAUUUUUAAUGUUUUUUACUUAUCUAUUGCCUCAAGUUUAAAAAAUGUGCUUUUACAAAAUGAUUCCUAUGUAAAUUUUAACUAUGAUUUUUGUAAGGGAAUGAAUAUUCAUUUUCUUAUCAGUGCAGAACAAAUGCAAAAUAAAAUUUUUUUAGAUAAAUUAUUGCUUUUGAUUAUUGGAACAGCACAUUAUAUGAGACCAAAUCGAAAAAAUUUUUUUGGUGUAUCUGUUUAUGAAGAAAAUAUAGUUUAUGAAAAUAUUGAAAAACUUGAUAAACUGCAUACGCCAACAUUUAUUGAAACAAUUAAAUCAGUAUUAAAAAAUUAUGUUACUUCUGAAGCCAAAAAAACAAAUUUAUAUUCAGCAAUAAAAGAUUACUAUGAAAGAAAUAUAUUAAGUAAUCCAGCUUUAAAACAAGCGAAAAAUGUUAUUAUUAUUAGCAAGAAGAUAACUCCAAAUGAUUUAUCUGAUUAUUCAGACGAGUUAAUAAAUUAUAUUAGAGAAAUCAGAAGUAAAGAUCUUGGUAUUUUUUUUUUUACAUCAGAUAAUCCAUUUAGUAGAAACACAAUUCAUACCCUUUCAGAUUCCCGAUAUGACCAUGAAGUAGAUUAUCCUAUCGCAUAUUUUAUUGAUGAACAAUACGAUUAUAAAAGUGUUUCUGGAAUAAAAAAGUUCUGUUAUCAUUUAAAACAUGGAGCAGUUUGCUCAAGAUAUAAUGAUUGGUCAGAAUGGAGUGGACCAUGUGAAUUUAGAAAAAGAGAACGUUUUAUCCCUCUUAAAAUGACUAUAAGCAAAUCUACUAGUUUUCGUUUGUAUUAUGAACCUACCUGUAGGAGAGUUUUUGAUUUUACAACAGCAAUAAAGGAAGAUUAUCGUGUAGAAUGUAAUAAUCCCAUAUAUGAAUGCAGAGGUAUUUGCGAUAAAGGUUAUAAAUUUAAACCUUAUGUUCAAUAUGGAGAAAUAGUAGAAAACUACGUAGAAUGUCACGAUUUACCACCAUGUACACCUGAACAAAAAGAAAAAGGAGAUAACUUAUUAUUUACGGAAAUAUUAAGCAACCUUUUAGAAGAUACAAGGUUAAGAGAAGCAAACGAAGGACUGUUACGUAGACAAAUUGAGCAAGAUAUGGAAGGAGAAACUGAAGAAGGAUCUAAUGCACGCAGAAUUGCAGAAAUAAGAAAACAAGUAGAUCGUAAAAUACGGUUAAUGAUAGAAAGACAGAAAGAGCUUUUAAGAAAGCAUAAAAAACUAAUAAAUAAAAGAAAUAAAAAAAGUGGAGAAAAUGAUGAUGAAGAUGAAGAUGAAGACGAAAAUAAAAAUGAAGAAAGAUAUUCAGAAGGUACUGAAGAAAAAGACAUAGAUAAAAUAAAGGAAUCAGAAAGUUAUAAUUUAAAUAAUGAGCGAGUUGAUCAAAUCCCCAAUUCUAAUUUAAUAUCAACAAGAGAAAAUUCCAACAAAACUCCCCUAAUUAAUACAAAUAAUGACCAUGCAAAACAAAUUAACGAGCAUACAGUACCUGGCAAUGUAGAUGAUCAAGUAAAUAUACACAAUAAGGAUACUUUUAAUAUGAAUUCUAGAGUUAAUCAAAAUGAAACUUCUGAUUAUCAAAAUUCACUUAAGAUUGGAAGUCAAGUAAAUGAUCACAUUAGUUCAGAGCCACAUCAUAAUAUAAAUAAACUAAAAAAUGAAGCACAUGAAAAAAAAAUAAGUGAAAAAGAAAAUGAAAAUUCACACUAUAAUAAAUCUCAAGAAUAUCAAAUAAGUGCUGAAAAUAAAAUAAAGGAUCAGGGAGAGGAUUCUAGAAUAAAUGAAGAAGAUGAACAGCUAGAAAAAGAAAUAAAUAAAGAAAGGGAUAUAGAAAAUGGAAGAAAAAACGAUGAUCUUAGAAUAAUUCAAGAAAAUGAAGGAAAAAGUGGAAACUUAAUUAAACAAGAUCAAAUUGAAAUUAAAAUGCCAAUCAAAGAAAGUAAAAAAAAUUAUCUAAGAAGGGGUAAAGAAAAUAUUGAUGAUAAAAGGAUAAAAGAAGAUCAAAUAGAAGGUGAAAAAGUAGAGCAGAAAUUACCAUUUGAAAAUAUGGAAAUAAGUCAGUUAUCAGAUAAAGGAAUAGACAAAAAUACAUUGUACAGAAAAGAAGGAAAUGGAUAUCGAUUAGUGGGAAAAUGGAUAGAUGGACAUUACAUACCAGGAGAAUGGGUAAGCGGAUAUCAACCACCAAAUGGGAUGGGCAGAGAAGAUUAUAAAGAAGAAUAUGAUAAAAAAAAUAUAAAUGUAAAACCUCCAUUAUUAUAUCAUGCCAUUAAUAAUGAUCUAGAUCAAGUAGAACAUAUAAUCCAAUAUAAAAUUCCAAGUAAGGAUAUAACAAAUGAACAUCAAAUCAGCAACGAUAAUAAAAACGAAAAAUAUCCAGAAUACAGUAAAACAAUAAAAGGUCAUUACUUACCUAGUGAACAUAUAAGCGUCGAUUUGCCAGAAGAAAAGAUAAAUGGAAAUCAAUUAAAUAAAGAAGAAAGUAUAAAAUCUAUAAUAGGAAAAGCAGUUUCUGGUGAUCAAACUAAAAAUCAUAUAUUGACUAAUGAACAUCAAGCAACUAGCAGUAAUAUGAGUGGAAAAAAUCUAUCUAGUGAAACAAUAAGAGAAAAUAACAUACCAGAACAAAAUAUAGAAGAUGUUAUAGAAAGAGAAAUAACUAGUGAUGAUCAAGCUAAGAAUCAAAAAUUCAAUAAUGAGCAUCAAGCAACUAGUAGUAAUAUAAAUGGAGAAGAUAAAUCAAGUGAAGCAAUAAGAGAACAUAGUAUACCAGAACAAAAUAUAGAAGAUGAUAUAGAAAGAGAAAUAACUAGUGAUGAUCAAACUAAUAAUCAAAAAUUGACUAAUGAACAUCAAGCAACUAGUAGUAAUAUGAAUGGAGAAAAUCAAUCUAGUGAAACAAUAAGAGAACAUAUUAUACCAGAACAAAAUAUAGAAGAUGAUAUAGAAAGAGAAAUAACUAGUGACAAUCAAACUAAUAAUCAAAAAUUGACUAAUGAAUAUCAAGCAACUAGUAGUAAUAUGAAUGGAGAAAAUCAAUCUAGUGAAGUAAUAAGAGAACAUAUUAUACCGGAACAAAAUAUAGAAGAUGAUAUAGAAAGAGAAAUAAUUAGUGAUGAUCAAACUAAAAGUCAAAUAUUGACUAAUGAACAUCAAGCAACUAGUAGUAAUAUAAGUGGAGAAAUUCAAUCUAGUGAAACUAUAAAAGAACAUAAUUCAUCACAUGAAAAUAUAGAUGAUGAUAUAGAAGGAGAAAUAACUAGUGAUGAUAAAACUAAGAGUCAAAUAAUGACUAAUGAACAUCAAACAACUAGUAGUAAUAUGGGUGGAGAAAAUCAAUCUACUGAAAUAAUAAGAGAACAUAUUAUACCAGAACAAAAUAUAGAAGACGAUAUAGAAAGAGAAAUAACUAGUGACAAUCAAAAAACAAACAAUCAAAUAUUGACUAAUGAACAAUCUGAAGUGGAAAAUGAAGCAGAAAGAAAAGUAAAAUUAUAUGAUAAGCCACGUAAUAAUGAUGGAGAACAUAUUGUUGAGCCAUCGGGAAAAAUUAAAGAAAAUUCAGAUUCCAUAUUUACAAAAGAUAUAGAAGAUACAUCAGAAGGAGAUUCUAAUAAACUUAAAUUAGAAAAAGAACAUGCAGGAAAAAAAAAUAUAAAUAACUUAAUUGAUAACGUCAUAAAAGAUUAUAAUGGUUCAAACAAUGAUAAGGGAAUUAAUGAUAAUAUAAAUGAAAAACUAGAAACACUUAGUAAUUAUGUAGAGCAUACAAAAGUAGAACCAAAUGCUAAAAAUAAAUUCCGAUAUAAAUACUACACAAGUACAAAGAGCAUUCAUAAAUUACUUUUUAAAAAAUCAGACGAUGGGAAAUUAGAACCUAACAAAUUUAUUGUUGUUGGUCAAAAUAACUUUAUCAUAGAUUCAAGUGAUGUUAAAAAUCCUUUACCAAAAAAGAUGUCUGGUGAAGUUCAUAAAAUUUUAGAAGAACAACUUCAAAAGGAUAUAGAACAAACGCUAAAGGGAUAUGAAAAAAAAAGUGAAAAUGAAAAAGAAAAAGUUAGAUUCAAUUACUAUAAAGCAGUAAAAUAUGCAGGUAUGUCUGCAUUAGCUGGAACUAUAAUAGCUUUAGGAGCUAUGUAUUAUUUCAAAAAAUAUCAUAGUAGUUAUAUUGAAGAAGAUGAGCAUUUAAAUAAUUUAGAAUUUCAAGGUAAUUCAGAAAUCUUAUUAAGUGAUGAGAAAGGGAAAGAUGUUAUAGGCGGAGAAAUUGGAUAUAAUGAUGAAAGCUGGUCAUAA
This is a messenger RNA of Plasmodium relictum, 4344 nucleotides long. It is a transcript of the gene TREP, whose product is annotated as TRAP-like protein, putative. The record is from RefSeq and is a predicted model, not a curated record. The transcript has 2 exons. NCBI's taxonomy places the organism in Eukaryota, Apicomplexa, Aconoidasida, Haemosporida, Plasmodiidae. The coding region runs from base 1 to 4344 and encodes 1447 amino acids.